GGCAACACUGUGCCUAGUCGCCAUAAACGAAGAGCUGUCAGAAUCUUGUGAUUUUGUGUGAAAAGGUGCCGGGAAAAAUCCGUGAAUAUCUUGUUAAUCCUUUGUUAAUUUUACGGCAAAAUAUCAAAAAUGGUUCAAGCAAGUGCUGCAGGAGAUUCCAAACCGCGUAGUGUUGUGUACAAAGAUAAGAGCAAACCGGCCGAUGUACGCCUCAGCAACAUUAAUGCAGCCAAAGCUGUUAGCGAUGCGAUUCGUACAAGUUUGGGACCCAGAGGGAUGGAUAAAAUGAUCCAGUCCAGUAAUGGGGAAGUCACAAUCACUAAUGAUGGUGCCACAAUUCUAAAACAAAUGAAUGUCAUUCAUCCUGCUGCAAAAAUGUUGGUAGAACUUUCGCGGGCACAAGAUAUUGAGGCCGGUGAUGGUACCACCACUGUUGUGGUAAUUGCUGGAGCUCUUCUUCAGGCCGCCGAGAAACUUCUCAGUCGCGGCAUUCACCCAACUGCUAUCUCAGAAUCUUUCCAAAGGGCAGCCACACAUGCGGUUGAGAUUCUCACCAAUAUUUCGACUCCAAUCCAAUUGGAUAACCGCGAACAACUCGUCCGCAGCGCAUCCACCUCUCUCAACUCGAAAGUUGUAUCUCAGCAGUCGAAUCAGCUGGCUCCUUUGGCUGUUGAUGCUGUUUUCAAAGUGAUGCAGCCUGGUCAGGACAGCACUGUUGAUCUGAGCAAUAUCAAAGUCAUCAAACAAUUGGGUGGUACCACCGAAGAUACCGAACUAAUCGACGGUCUGGUAUUCCCACACAAAACAGCGAAUGUUAAUGGCCCCAAACGCAUCGAAAAGGCGAAGAUUGGUUUCAUCCAAUUCUGUAUUUCGGCACCAAAGACCGACAUGGAUCACAAUGUGAUUGUGUCUGACUACGCCGCCAUGGAUCGCGUUCUUAAAGAAGAGAGGACUUACAUUUUGAACAUCGUAAAACAAAUCAAGAAGGCUGGUUGCAAUGUUUUACUGAUUCAAAAAUCGAUCUUGCGCGAUGCUGUUUCUGACCUUGCAUUGCAUUUCCUGGAUAAAAUUAAAGUCAUGGUUGUGAAGGAUGUCGAACGCGAAGACGUCGAAUUCGUUUGUAAGUCUUUGGGUUGCAGACCGAUUGCUUCUUUGGAUCACUUCACCGCUGAGAAUUUGGUUUCUGCCGAACUGGCUGAGGAAAUUGGUAUUGGUUCAACUCGAAUGGUUAAAAUUACAGGAGCACAAUCCGCUGGUAAAACCGUGACACUUUUGGUUCGCGGAUCGAAUAAAUUGGUUUUGGAAGAAGCCGAUCGUUCCAUUCAUGAUGCUCUGUGUGUCAUCAGAUGUUUGGUUCGUAAGAAGGCAUUGAUUGCCGGCGGUGGUGCUCCUGAGAUCGAGCUCGCCUUGAAACUGUACGCAUUGGCAGACAAAAUGGAAGGUUUGGAUGCGGUUUGUUUAAAAGCUUAUGCCAAUGCGUUGGAAGUAGUUCCGUAUACUUUGGCCGAAAACGCCGGGCUUAACGCUAUCCAGACCGUCACGGAAUUGCGCAGCAGACACGAUAAGGGAGAAACAUCCGCUGGUAUUAAUGUGCGUAAAGGAACUAUUACAGACAUUUUGGAAGAGAAUGUGGUGCAGCCUCUGCUAGUUUCAAUUAGCGCUAUUAAUUUAGCCACUGAAACAGUCAGAUCCAUCUUAAAAAUUGAUGAUAUUGUAAACACGAUGACAUAAAUCCUCACUACUGCACUUUGAAAUAAGCUUUAUAAAGUAAUUUAUAACAUUCGCAUAAUUCGUUCUUCAUUUUUGAUGUGUAUUGCAUUCUACCACGAUCAAACAAUAAAAUAAUAAAAUCUAUGUAUUUCAA
Messenger RNA from Dalotia coriaria, 1864 nucleotides. It is a transcript of the gene CCT4, whose product is annotated as chaperonin containing TCP1 subunit 4. Gene Ontology annotation, molecular function: ATP hydrolysis activity; ATP-dependent protein folding chaperone; ATP binding. The transcript is spliced from 7 exons. Lineage: Eukaryota; Metazoa; Arthropoda; Insecta; Coleoptera; Staphylinidae. The coding region runs from base 130 to 1731 and encodes 533 amino acids. Gene Ontology annotation, biological process: protein folding. Gene Ontology annotation, cellular component: chaperonin-containing T-complex. The record is from RefSeq and is a predicted model, not a curated record.